CAGGCAUGUAAAAACCAAUGUAAACAAAUGUGCUGUAAAGUUUGACAGGACAAUUUUUAUCUAGAUAUUGUACAUUUAAAGAAAGAACAAAUUUAAUUAAAAAAAAAAAAAAUGCUUCGUAUUUUAACACGAAGUUUUGUAAAUCUAAUUAGAAAAGAUUGUCUUGCUACAGAUUAUAAACAAUCACGUCAAUUUUCAGUGUCCAGGUUGUCAUUUCAAAAUGAAUCAAAAGAGCCAUCAAAAUCCAAGAGAAAACAAAAAAAUAAAAAUGAAGAUGAGGUCAAAGAAUUUAUUCAUCCACGAGAAGAGUAUUUUAAUCAUCGAUCAAAUGCAAUAAAACAAUUAAUAGAAUCAGGAGAUGAUCCUUAUUCCCAGGACUUUAAAAUAACAAUGACACUUCCAGAAUUUAUUAAUAAAUUUAGUCAUCAAGUUAAUAAUAAUGAAAUUUUGGAAAAUCAAGUUCACAGUAUUAUAGGAAGAAUUAUUUCAGUAAGAAGUGCAAGUUCAAAGCUAUUUUUUUUCGAUAUCUAUGCUGAGGGUAAGAAGAUCCAGGUUAAAUCACAAGCAAAUCACUACGAAGAUGUUGAAUUAUUUAAAAAAGAUAAUGAUAAAAUUCGUCGUGGUGAUAUUGUUGGAAUUGUUGGUGUACCAACAAGAACAAAAACUGGUGAAUUUUCAAUUUUACCACGUAAAAUAUCAUUGUUAAAUCCAUGUUUGCAUAUACUACCAAAUCCCAAUAUUGGACCAAUCAAUAAAGACAUAAGAUUUAAUCGUAGAUGUUUAGAUUUAGUAUUUAAUAACGAUGCUAGAAGUAAAAUAAUUACUCGAUCUAAAAUAAUAUCUAGUGUUAGAGAGUAUUUGGAUAAACUGGGAUUUUUAGAAAUUGAUACACCAAUGAUGAGUGCUAAUCCAAGUGGAGCUAAUGCCAAGCCUUUUGUCACAAAACAUAAUGAAUUUAACAUGGAUCUAUUUAUGAGAGUUUCUCCUGAAUUAUAUCACAAGAUGUGUGUUGUUGGAGGAAUUGAUCGAGUAUAUGAGAUUGGUAAACAAUUUAGAAAUGAAGGUAUUGAUAAAACUCAUAAUCCUGAAUUUACAACAUGUGAAUUUUACAUGGCAUAUGCAGAUUACAAUGACUUGAUGUCCAUCACUGAAAAUAUGCUAUCAGAAAUGGUCAAAAAAAUAACUGGAUCAUAUAAAAUUCAAUAUAAUCCAGAUGGUCCAGAGAGUGAAUCAAUUGAAAUUGAUUUUACUCCACCAUUUAAAAAAAUUCCAUUGAUAAAAACACUUGAAGAUAAACUUAAUGUUAAAUUACCAUCAGCAAAUGAGCUAAAUACAAUUGAGUCAAAUAAAUUUUUAGAUGAUUUAUGUAUAAAGCACAAUGUUAAAUGUCAAUCACCAAGAACAACUGCAAGAUUACUUGAUAAACUUGUUGGUAAAUUUAUAGAAAAUAGCUGUAUUAAUCCAACCUUUAUAAUUGAUCAUCCAGAAAUUAUGUCACCACUAGCAAAAGGUCAUCGUUUUGAAAAAGGUUUAACUGAAAGAUUUGAACUUUUUAUUAUGAAAAAUGAAAUUUGUAAUGCUUAUACAGAAUUAAAUAAUCCAUUUAUACAACGAGAAAGAUUUGAACAACAAACAAAAGAAAAAGCUGCUGGUGAUAAAGAAGCACAAGCUGUUGAUGAAGAUUUUUGUACAGCACUUGAGUACAGUUUACCACCAACUGCUGGAUGGGGAUUGGGAGUUGAUAGACUUACCAUGUUACUCACAAAUUCAAUUAGCAUCAAGGAAGUUAUACUUUUUCCUAUGAUGAAGCCAUAUUCCAUCCGAGCAAACAAGACAUUUUGAUAAUUUUAAAUUAUUUUAAUGAAAUUUAUAUUCUCUUUUUCAUUAUGCUGAUAUUUUUUUCAUGCUAGUUUAAAUAAACAAUGUACAAAAAAUUAAAAUUAAAAUAUUUUAUAAAUUAAAAAAAAAAA
Messenger RNA from Aphidius gifuensis, 1970 nucleotides. Its product is annotated as lysine--tRNA ligase-like. The transcript has 4 exons. Bases 112 to 1842 code for a protein of 576 amino acids. Gene Ontology annotation, cellular component: cytosol; cytoplasm; mitochondrion. The record is from RefSeq and is a predicted model, not a curated record. Lineage: Eukaryota; Metazoa; Arthropoda; Insecta; Hymenoptera; Braconidae. Gene Ontology annotation, biological process: lysyl-tRNA aminoacylation. Gene Ontology annotation, molecular function: lysine-tRNA ligase activity; tRNA binding; ATP binding.